Molecule: messenger RNA, 1338 nt
Organism: Cyphellophora attinorum
Lineage: Eukaryota; Fungi; Ascomycota; Eurotiomycetes; Chaetothyriales; Cyphellophoraceae
Product: DNA-directed RNA polymerase II subunit RPB2
Exons: 1
Coding region: 1-1338 (445 amino acids)
Biological process (GO): DNA-templated transcription
Cellular component (GO): RNA polymerase II, core complex
Molecular function (GO): DNA-directed RNA polymerase activity; ribonucleoside binding; DNA binding
Source: RefSeq, a predicted model, not a curated record
AUGGGUGUAUUCCUUACGAACUUCGAGCGACGCAUGGAGACUAUGGCCAACAUUCUAUACUACCCGCAGAAGCCUUUGGCGCGAACGAUGGCUAUGGAGUACCUCAAGUUCCGAGAGCUGCCUGCAGGUCAAAAUGCAAUUGUUGCUAUUGCUUGCUACUCAGGCUACAAUCAGGAAGAUUCCGUGAUCAUGAAUCAGAGUUCAAUUGACCGAGGUCUCUUUCGAUCACUGUUCUACCGCACAUACCAAGAACAAGAGCGACUUGUUGGGCAAGGCGUCAUCGAACAAUUCGAGAAACCCACUCGCAUGGAUACACUACGCAUGAAGCACGGCACAUACGAGAAGUUGGAUCAGGACGGCAUCAUCAUGCCUGGCGUUCGUGUCAGCGGUGAGGACAUCAUCAUGGGCAAGACCACUCCAAUGGCUCCAGACGCAGAUGAGCUGGGUAUACGACAGAAGACGCAUGUCAAGCGUGACGUCUCCGUCCCUCUCCGAUCUACCGAAGCCGGCGUGGUCGAUCAGGUAAUGGUAACAACCACUGCAGACGGCAACCGCUUUGCCAAAGUCCGUGUCCGAACCACCAAAGUCCCGCAGAUCGGCGACAAGUUCGCUUCACGCCACGGUCAGAAAGGCACAAUCGGCGUCACCUACCGUACAGAAGACAUGCCAUUCUCGCGCGAGGGCAUAGUGCCAGAUCUAGUCAUCAACCCGCACGCCAUCCCCUCCCGCAUGACAAUCGCCCAUCUGGUCGAAUGCCAACUCAGCAAAGUCGCCACCUUGCGAGGCGACGAAGGCGACGCCACCCCCUUCACCAAAGUCACCGUCACCCAAAUCUCCGACAUCCUCCGCCAACAAGGCUACCAAUCCCGCGGCUUCGAGGUCAUGUACAACGGCCACACCGGCCGCAAACUCGUCUCCCAAAUCUUCUUCGGACCCACCUACUACCAACGCCUGCGCCACAUGGUCGACGACAAGAUCCACUCCCGCGCCCGCGGGCCCACUCAGAUCCUCACCCGCCAGCCCGUCGAGGGUCGUGCUCGUGACGGCGGUCUGCGGUUCGGAGAGAUGGAGCGCGAUUGCAUGAUUGCGCACGGCGCUUCCUCUUUCCUCAAGGAACGUCUGUUCGAUGUCUCGGAUCCGUUCAGAGUGCACAUCUGCGACAUCUGUGGGCUGAUGACGGUGGUGGCGAAGCUGAAGAAGAAUACAUUCGAGUGCAAGAACUGCAAUAACAAGAACCAGAUCAGUCAGGUUUAUCUGCCGUAUGCGGCGAAGUUGCUGUUCCAGGAGUUGCAUGCUAUGAAUAUUAGCGCAAGGAUGUAUACGCGGAAGAGCAAGUAG